GGUUAUUUGAUCGUUUAUAUUUUGUUAAUUAUAUAAAAUGGAAGUUGAAUUUAGUAAAGAAGAGUUCUUUUUACCCGAAAUCAAAUACGAAUAUUUGGAUCAUACCGCCGAUGUACAAUUACAUGCUUGGGGAGAGUCACUACUCGAAACAUUUGAGCAAUGCGGAAUGGCGAUGUUCGGUUACAUGACAGAAUUGGAUUAUGUUACUGUUACUAAUUGUUAUCAAAUUGAAGCGAAAGCCGAUGAUGUGGAAGGCUUACUAUUUCAUUUCUUGGAUGAAUUGUUAUUUUUAUUUUCGGCUGAGCCAUUUUUAAUAUGCAAACGAUUGGAAAUUACAAAAUUUGAUAUGGAAACAUUUGAAAUUGAGUGUCGCUGUUACGGCGAGCCAUUCGAUUUGGAUAAACAUCCGCAAGGUACCGAAGUGAAAGCCAUAACGUAUUCAGCCAUGCAAAUUGUCCAAGAACCUGAAAGAAAUCAUUACGAAGUAUUCGUUAUAAUCGAUAUUUAAUUAGUGAAUAUUUUAAGAAAAUUUAAAAGCUUCAAAAAGCAUCGACUUUUGUAAAUAUAUAAAAAAUAUAUAUAAAG
Glossina fuscipes is the source of this 585-nucleotide messenger RNA. RefSeq names its product protein archease-like (gene Archease). Gene Ontology annotation, cellular component: tRNA-splicing ligase complex. Lineage: Eukaryota; Metazoa; Arthropoda; Insecta; Diptera; Glossinidae. The transcript has 3 exons. Bases 38 to 508 code for a protein of 156 amino acids. The record is from RefSeq and is a predicted model, not a curated record. Gene Ontology annotation, biological process: tRNA splicing, via endonucleolytic cleavage and ligation.